Messenger RNA from Paramuricea clavata, 837 nucleotides. Lineage: Eukaryota; Metazoa; Cnidaria; Anthozoa; Malacalcyonacea; Plexauridae. The record is from the annotation of a GenBank genome assembly.
AUGACUUCAUCUUGCUACCUGACCGCAGCAGUUUUUAUCAUGUGCUGCUCAAGAACAACAGUUGCUCAAGAAAGUUUAACAUUUCAGUCGGGGAAAAUCACUUUCGUUGGAACAACUUUGAACCCAACAACAACGUUUCCUCAACAAAAUUCAACAUUUCAACCAGGGAACAACACUUCCAUUGGACCUAAUUCGAACAGCUGCAAAAAUCUUCGCGUUGACAAAUCCAAAAUAGACGAAGUACUGAGUAAGCAGGGCAGUUCCACUACCACGAAUAUAGUUAACAUAAAAAUUUCUAUUGUUCCUGGAAAAAAGACACCAUUUUUGCAAGGACUGGAAUUGCCUUGGGCGAGUGCAUUUGGUCGCACUAUAAUUCAUUUGGUUCGGCGCGCCAGAGAUAGCUGGAUCUUCACUUCACCUAUCUUUACUUUCAUGUUAGAAGUUGGAACUGAAGAAGUGGAUAUUCAAAUCACGGAGGAAACAGAUGGUUGUUUGCCAUCCAAAAAAGAAAGAACGGAUUGGAUUUUUGACUCUCUUCUGCAUCAGCUUUCACAUAGUUUAGACAAACGUUUCUUUAAACUUUGCCGAAUCAACGAUGAAUCUAUCCAUUAUGCAUCAUACAACUGUUGUAGAAUUGCCGGUGAAAGAAACUUGACAGUUUGUGCUGAAUAUUCGUCUGUUGUAGUCGAAUGGGCUCUUCCAAUAGUGAUACUCGUAUUUCUUAUAUCCUUUUUCAUGAUUUUACCUUUUGUGCUCCAGUAUAUCAUAAGAUAUCCGACAACUGAGUUUUACAAAACUUCUGAAAGUCAUAUGUCUCUUAGUUCUCUUGCAUCUUAG